CACCGGGUCCCACUAUCACGCGGCAGGCUCGGCCACGAGCGCUGCAGCUCCGCGCCGCCCGCGCCGCCUCCCCCAAGUCCCUGCCCCGCCGAGGAGCGUCACUUCCGCCACCCCCGGCCGGGGUUGGGGCGGGGAGCGCGGGGGAGGGGGCCAGUGCUGAGGGAAGCCCGCCCGCGCCCGAGCAGGGACUACAUUUCCCGAGGGGCCUCGGCGGCGGCGGCGGCGGCGGCGGCAGCAGCGGCGGCGGGCGCGGCAACGUCCCCCGGAAGUGGAGCCCGGGACUUCCACUCGUGCGUGAGGCGAGCGGAGCCGGAGACGAGACUAGAGGCCGAACUCGGGAUCUGACAAGAUGGCCGGGCUGCCCCGCAGGAUCAUCAAGGAAACCCAGCGUUUGCUGGCAGAACCAGUUCCUGGCAUUAAAGCAGAACCAGAUGAGAGCAACGCCCGCUAUUUUCAUGUGGUCAUUGCUGGCCCCCAGGAUUCCCCCUUUGAGGGAGGGACUUUUAAACUUGAACUAUUCCUUCCAGAAGAAUACCCAAUGGCAGCCCCUAAAGUACGUUUCAUGACCAAAAUUUAUCAUCCUAAUGUAGACAAGUUGGGAAGAAUAUGUUUAGAUAUUUUGAAAGAUAAGUGGUCCCCAGCACUGCAGAUCCGCACAGUUCUGCUAUCGAUCCAGGCUUUGUUAAGUGCUCCCAAUCCAGAUGAUCCAUUAGCAAAUGACGUAGCGGAGCAGUGGAAGACCAAUGAAGCCCAAGCCAUAGAAACAGCUAGAGCAUGGACUAGGCUAUAUGCCAUGAAUAAUAUUUAAAUCGAUCUGAUCAUCAAGUAUGCAUCACUUCUCCUGUUCUGCCAAGACUUCUUCCUUUUUGUUUGCAUUUAAUGGACACAGUCUUAGAAAUAUUACAGAAUAAAAGCCCAGACAUCUUCAGUCCUUUGGUGAUUAAAUGCACAUUAGCAAAUCUAUGUCUUGUCCUGAUUCGCUGUUGUAAAGCAUGAACAGAGGCUAGAAGUAUCAUCUGGAUUGUUGUGGAAACGUUUAAAAGCAGUGGCCCCUCUGCUUUUAUUCAUUUCCCCUAUCAUGGUUUAAGUAUAAAGCACUGUGAAUGAAGGUAGUUGUCAGGGUUAGCUGCAGGGGUGUGGGUGUUUUUCUUUAUUUUAUUUUAUUUUUUUUUAGGGGGGAGGUAUGUUUUAUUUUAAUUUUAUGGGCUCCCCCCCCCUUUAUGGUGAUCUAAUUGCAUUGGUUAAAAGCAGCUAACCAAUUCUUUAGAAUAUGCUCUCUAGCCAAGUCUAACAAUUUAGACUCUGUAGAUGGACAAGCUUGAUUGUUUGAACCAAAAUGGGAACAUUAAACAAACAUCACAGCCCUCACUAAUAACAUUGUGACUUUGCUGUCAAGUGUAGAUUCCCCCCUUCAAAACAGCUUGUGACCAUUUUGUAUGGCUUGUCUGGAAACUUCUGUAAAUCUUAUGUUUUAGUAAAAUAUUUUUUGUUAUUCUACUUUGCCUUUGUACAGUUUAUUUUACUGUGUUUAUUUCAUUUUCCCAAUGUGACAAUCGUAUUUAAAAAUUAAAGCUCUGAUGGAACAUUCUGUUUUGGUUUUCACCAUCUGAUAAAUUGAAUGGCAAAAGGUAGAUUUUGCCAGUUUUUUUUCACUGAUGCAACUCUGUGUUACAGCAUUAUUGAAUGGAGUAUUUAUAAACUAGCCCUAAGCAUGCAUAAAGCAACAGUAUCUGACCUUUUUUUACCUCCUAGAAAUUUGAAAUAAAUGUUGUGUUGUCUGAUUAGUUAGGUCAUUGGUGUCUUGCCACGAUGUUUGAAAAUUACCAUAUAGGACAGUCACAGCAAAGAAAGUUUUCAUGUGUUACAGCACAUUUUUGCCUUGGAUUUGGGUUAUGACCUUUUUCUUGAUCCUUGUCUGAAAACUUCCUGCCCGUGUGUGUUAUUGGGAAACACCAAUCUGAUCAUCAUCUGGGGUUUGCGGAGGCAUUUGUGAGUCUCCCUGACAGGCCUGGUGCACAGAUCUCAAGCACACCACCUGCCUGAGUGUCAUCAGAAGGCUUCUUCCUGUGAGAGCAUCAGAUACUCAGUUAAUGAUUCUUUCAUCUUUCUGGUUGUUGCUGUGGGAGCUUUUAUUCUUUGAUUUGGAAUUCAUUGAUUCUUUUUCUUCAUUGACCGACUGAGUUCUUCCCCUCACAAAAGUGUUCUUUCCCACCUCUCUUCCUGUCUAAUUCCUCAUUCUUGGUAUUUUGAAGUCAUAAACGUAGCCAGCCAUAAAUCUGUAAACUUGGAACCUUUUUCUCUUGCAGUUUAAGGUAAUGGAUAUUGUAGCCCAUUUGGAUUUUCUUCAUUCUUAUUCUCAUAACUUUUGGAAUUUCUUCAGAAUGUAGUGUAUUUUAUUGUGAUCUUAUGUAAUAUGAAGAAUUAUCUAUUAAAAUUACAUUUUCAACAUAAAAAAGCAUUUGAUGAGUGGUAACUGAUAUCGGUAGCAAAUGUUAAAAUUCAGAAUAAAGUAGUUACCAUUGUGAAUUUUAAAACUGUUAAUAGUGGUUGUUUAUAGACAAUUCUUGCGUUAUUCAGAGGGCAUCAUUGACUACAACUUAGGAAACGGAAUAUCAUUCUAAAAUUGACUUCAAGCUGUUAGAGAUCAGCAUUAUUUACUGUGGGUAGCAUUGUUCAUGGUUUUAGCUAGUAUCACAUAGUGAUUUACAAGUUAGAAAAUCUCAGAUUUAAAUCUAUUGCACUAUAGAAAUCUAUCUAAAGAGGACUAUGAUGUCUACUAAGUUUAGAGUUGUGGAAAUACAGAAAUGAAUUAAGGCUUUGACCUCAAAUAUAUGUACUCCUAAUUUCAGGGCAUUGCAUUUUUUCCCCCUUUGGAAUUUUGAUGAGAGGUCCCUAUUGUUUCGAAAAGACUUGCUUUCUCAACCAGUGGGAUGAAGCAAGAGCCAAUGUGUUGAUUGCACUUUCUUAGGAGAUCUGGGAGAGACCAAAGCAGUGGUUGAAAACUGGCAGUACUUCUGGCCUGCAGGCCUAUUUAGCUUGGCCUCACACAGUGUGGUUGGUUAGAAACAUUUUGAAUUUGCUGCCAGCACUUUAAAAUCUGGAGGUUCACAGGAAAAUCCAGAAUGCAAAUAUCUGAAUGAUCUGAAGAAAGAGCUGGCAGUUGUGGACCUGCCCCACCUCUGUGCAUGGCACCUACUGGAAGGAGCUGACUAGCAACCACCUGAAGAGCAUGUCAUUGUCCUCUUACCCAGUUAGUCUCCAGUUGACUAGGGUCCCCUGCUAGCCUGCCUGCUCUUUUAAAUAGUUCUUAUCCCUUGUAAGCCUUUCACUUUGUAGCCCCUGAGCUAAAGGAAACUGUUUAUUUCUUUGACAAAUAAAAGUACUUAAUAUAUGCCUACUACUUGUUGGGGAUGAUUACCUGAAUGAGUGACCUGGGGCUUCCCCUUGGGGCUCUUACAGUACAAGUGGGGAGCAAACAAAACUUGCACCUGCACCUUGGAGAGGGGAAGUACGUGGAGGGGCUGCUCUUUUGGAUUUGGGCUAGAUGAACGUCUCCCUGUAGAGGGCACAGCACAUGCAAAGCCUUGGGAGAGAAAAGAGAAUCUGAAUAUAUUGAUAAAAGGCAUUUUAAGAUCAACUUCAUCCAAACAGCAGCUUUUCUGAAAUCCUUUAGGCUUUAGGGUUUUUGUUGAAUUUUGUUGUUGUUCUGUCUACUUUGCUAUGAUUGGCUUCCCCACUACUCAUCUUGAUCCUCUUAGAAUCUGCAUAAUAAGAUCUUGGACCAGAACAAUUUAGAACUUAGACCUUGCUCUAGACCAAGAAUGUACUUGUAAAACAAUUUCAGAAGCAGCAUUUAAAAAUAAUAUUACCUACCUAUUAAUAUUACCUAUUUCAAUACAUGAAAGCCACAGGUUGCUAUGGUUUAGCACUGUUUUAAGAAGAGUAGGGAAGGAAAUCUGUGUCCUACAGAUGUUGAAAACAUAAAUAGCUUACAGGAAACUAAAUGGUGUCUUGGGGACAAUAGGAAUUGUUUUUUUCCCCAUGGUUCAGAAAUGUUUUCUGGCUAAUUUAGCCCCUUGAGUUUUUAUUAGUUGCUGUAGUGAAGGUUUUAAAAACUCAACCAUAUCUAAAAAGCUGGCCAAAAAAGGAAAUUCCAUAAUAAAUAAGGCACCUAAUUCAUCAAUCUAUUUAAGAAAAUUGUAAUAUUUUAUUGGAAUAAUGUACUUUGGGGCUAGGGACAUUUCAUUUAACUAUUUAGCAUGCUGCCUAUCUUAAGGAAUUAUAUCAGGGUUUAUAUUUUAAAUGACAACACAAAAAGCAAAACAUGUUGAAUGUAAUAAUUCUGAAAAAUACAAUUAAUAAAAAUAUAUAAUCCACCAACUGGGCUGGUUAUCCUUUGUGUAUUUCCUUACCAUAGUCAUUCUUGCAUUAGUUUCCCUUUUAUCGUUGAGGCUGGGAAUUGAAUUUGUUCUAAGAGUUGGCUUUGCUUUAUAGCUUUGUGGUUCCUUAAAAGACUAAAAGAGUUAAGUGUGGAACUCAGCAUAGAGUUUGGGUCUUCCUAAUUUCGUCUUGCAUCCCUUUUGCUGAUAUCCUGCAUCUGUUGGAAUAGCAUUUAGUGUGUGAAUGUAGAUAUGAUGGAAACCAAGCUUCUGUUGAAUGAAGUUUUUCAGUUUCUGUUAGAUUGUAGGAGGAUAUAGUUACUUAGACCUUGUAUCACCACAUAAAUGGAAAUAUCACUGUUUUAGAGUAUCUCCUGGGUUUUCAUUAAGGAGCUCUAAUAUUUCUGUGCCAUUUAUAUUUAGGACAAAAACUGUUAGAAAUUAGGAAAGAUUAGUAACCUUGUGUGCCUAUCAUAUUUCUUCUCUAGUCUUUAUCCAUUCUUACAAAGGGACUGCUUUGAAAAAGUUCCAUGAUCUACAUUAGUAACUCUGAAUAGUUCUUAAGUUUCAUGAUAAUCUUGUAAAUUUACAAAGUCUUCUGACUUCAGUUCAAGAGUGAAAGCUUAGACAUGGUAGGUUGCCCACAUCAGAUUUGAACUUGGUGUUUUCCUUACGUUUUGGCAGGAAGCAUGAGGACUGAGUAACCGAGGGUGUGUGGGGCCAAAUUCUUGGAUUUCAACCCCUCCCCCCAAUUAAACAGUAAGUAUUUGGGGUUUCCAGGCCAUAGGUCUGUUUCAGCAACUCAGUUAUGCCAUGUGUGAGGAAGCACCCUUGCACAGUUUGUAAACAAGUGGUCAUGCUGUGUUCCAAUAAAACUUGAAUUUUCACUUGAGUAUUUCUUUCUCCAUCACCUAAAAUGUAAAAAAGGAUGCUAAAUUUUUAGGCCUGUAAAAUAUCCUUACUCAACCCCACUCCUUGGCAGUGAUUCUUCACUGCUCUUGGCUAGAAAGAAAUGUGUUCUACCUACCCCUCCAAGGGCCUUUUCCAAGACGCACCUUACUGUCACCCAUGUUAGGCUAAGAACAGGUUUAUGAUGUAAUUCCCUUCUUCCAUCAUUGUUAUGUAGACUGAACAUUUAUCAAAGCCCAGUAUUUUUCAUGUAAGAAAUUAAGGAAUGUUUUUACUUUGACAAUUUCUCAAACCAUUUUUAUUUUCUAGAAUUUAUUUCAAGAAGCAUAGAGAAGGGAGAUUGAUCUCUGAUCCACUGGUUCACUAUCCACAUCUCCCGUGUGGGUAGCAGGGACCCAUGUACUUGAACCAUCACUGCUGCCUCUCAGGGUACACAUUAACAGGAAACGAACUGAAAUCAGAACUAAGACUCGAGCCACAGGCAUUCCAAAAUGGGAUGCAGGUUCCCUAAACGGUGUCUUAAUGACUGCAUCAAAUGACCAAUAUUUUAAAAACUAUAAAUGCUUUGAUACUGGAUCCAUAUGUUCCUUUUUGAAAAGCAACCUUUAAGCCUUUUCAUUGUAUGCAAAUACGUAUAUAACACUGUGUAGUGCUUUUGCAAAAUUAGUAUUGCUGUGGCAACCCUCUUUGGUAAUUGCAUAGAUCUAUAUGUCAUAAUUUUAUCUGUAUAUUGACAAUGGUUUCAUGAAUUGUGCAGCACAUAUUUCACAUUUCGGUUGUGCUACUUGCCAGAUACUUUUGUUGACUAGAUUUCUAGAAGUGGAGUUGUUGGGUUGAAAGGGCUAUACAUACAUUUUUUAAAAAUGCAAAAGCUAGUGUUAAAGAUCUUUGCUGGUGCUGGCCCAGGAUGAAGCCAGGAGCCCCAUCCUUGUCUCCCAAAUGGGUGGCAGGGGCCUAAGGACUUGAGCCCUCUUCUGCUUUCCCAGAUUUUACCAGAAUGACCUUUUGAUUGUGUAUUUGAAAGGCAGAGAUCUUCCAUUCACUGGUUGGAAGGAGCUCCUGGCUGCUGGUUUUGGCUUAGCCAUUUGGGGAGUGGACAAGCAGAUGUAAGAUCUCUCCUUCUCUCUCUGUAACUUUACCUUUCAAAUAUUUUUAAAAAAUACAAAGCUAACUGCAAAACAAAAAUUUAUGACUCUCUAAAAUUAAAAGUUACAGCAUAAAGGGAGAGGCAGAGAGCAGUCUUCCCAGCUGGUUCAAUCCCCAAAUGGCUGCAACAGUAGGAACUGGGCUGAUCCAAAGCAUCUUCCGGGUCUUCCGCAUGGGUGCAGGGGCUGAAGGAUUUGGACCAUCUUCCACUGCUUCCCAGGCGCAUUAGCAGGCAGCUGAAUCAGAAGUGGAGCGGCCAGGAUUCAAACUAGCACCCCUAUGGGAUACUGGUGCAGCAGGCAGAGACUUAACCUCUGCCAAAAUGAUGGCCCCCUGAAUAAUUCUUAAUGUCACUUCAGUGUUCCAUUAUAUAGAUAGAACCUAGCUACGGCCCCUCUGCUGCAUUGGUACCUUAUUUCCAUGGCUUAACCAUAAAUUUUUGGCUGCAUUCUUGUAGAUAUUGUGUUCUUAGUAUAAUUACUUCAUCAGAAGGCAUAUUUAAGUGUGGCUAAAAUAAUUUCACUGAGUUUGACCAAAAACAAAGUAGUCAGUCUUGCCAGUGUUUCCAGGUUGCAGAAUUCAAUUUCUGGAAUUGAGAUUUGUUGGAAGUCACACAGGAGUAGAUGAAUUUAAGGCUAUUUCCUGGCAAGAAGGUACAGAACCUUUGAGUAGUUGGGUCUUUGCUGUAGUUUUCAGAUAAGCCUUAGGAGCUUGCUUAUCUGAAUGCUAGAAUUCAGCCAGUGGCACCAGCCAGAGCUAGUAUCAGUCAAGCUUCUGUGUACAACUCUCAACAGGGUUGCUCUUAAGUCUUUAGUGGGAGAUGACAUAUUUAAAUGAUGUCGGUUUAGAAAUAAAAGUUCAUUUGAAAAGUAGAUUCAGAGAUAAAGGUCUUCCACAUGGGAAGUGGCUGUCACCCCAGAUGUUUUUGCUGGGCCAGGGUGAAGCCAGGAGCUUAGAUUGGAGUUCCACCCAGGUCUCCCCUGUGGGUGGCAGGGACCCAAGUAACUGCUGGCUUUCAGUGUGCAUUAGCAGGAAACUGGUUCAGAAGUUGGCGCUCAAACCCACGUGCUUGGAUGUGGCACAGAAAUCACAAGCAGUGUCUUAACCAGGUGUGCUAAAUGCCUGUCCUUGAAGAUGUUUAUAAAGUUAGGGAUUCUGGAGUAACUCAAAGAGCUCUUGAUCAUGAAAAUAACCCAGGAAUAGCAAAUUAAGACAGCCAUUAACAGUGUCACCAUUAGACUGGUUCUAAGACAGGCAUUAGCAGGAGUUGUGACAACACCCUAGUGGCAAACAGUUCAGUUAACCCAGUUUUUCACUAGUAAAGCUCAUGUAUGGAACAUAAAAGUGAGGAAUGUGUAUGACUAUCAUGCCUGAACAGUACCUGCUGGAGAAAACCAGACAAGCUUUCACUUGCAGGGUGAAUGCAGUAUAUACCUGUGGUUAAGGAAGCAAUGAAAAAAAAAAAAGCCUACGUUUCUCCUGGAUACUCAAUUUACACACGGAUCUUAACCUUGAUUUCAGACAGCUGAUUAUUUACAGAUCUGUUCGUGUGCUUUGUUAAAAAACAAAAACAAAGAUCAUUUCUGUUUUUAUUUGAUGUUUCCAAAUAUAAAAAAAAAAGUCAAGAUUCUUACACCAAUUAUCUCAAGAGACCAUGCAAAGCAAUUCAGUGUGUACAAAGAUUGUUUCUCCCCUUCAGUUCUGUUGCUUUAUACAAUGGUAUGACCCACAGAAAAUUGGAUGGCAUGUACCUCGUUGGAAAAUGUCAUGUUUACAAAAAAUAUGUGCAGGACAGUUUCUACUUUGUGUGCAACUCAAUUCACAGUAACUACUUCUGUGUUUUAUUUAGGAAGCACACAGAACUAAAAAUUUUAGCUGCCCGAUUUUAUUCAACUACCCCACAAAUAAGCACAGAUGACAGUCUCAGCACUGCAAACUCUGCAGGUCUGAGAUAGUAGACACUAUUCGUUAAUUUUAGUAGAUUCAACUCUUUAGCCUGGAAACAUUGGCUUUUCCUAACAGAAAUAAAUCUUAGGGCCUUUCCUCUAAUUUUGCUGGACCGGGUUCCAGAGAAGUUGGGAAGGAACCCCUCCUGUGAAAUUUCAAGUGUGGAAGCCAUAAAGUAUUCUGUUGUAUUAAUUCCUUGCUAAUUGCAUAGACUAAAGACAGUUGGUUUGCUAAAUGGCACUGAAGAAAAUCUUGAACCAAGUGGUACUACUUAGUCCAAAUAUUUCUGACCAAAGAAAAUUAUACAACAAUAUUUAUAGGCUAACUUUAAGAGAUGGUUGACAUUAAUACUGUACAUAUUUUACAUGUCAAAUACAUAGUCCAAGAGUUUAUAAAAUAAGCUCAUGCAUUAUUACUUCUAAGAAUAUCAUAUACAAGAUAAACCCCCCCAAUAUUUGUGACAGCAUUUCAGAUGGAAGCAGUCUUAUAUACAAAAGCAAUCCAGUUUCUCUGUUAAGUCUAUAAUUUAAAGAAAUUUCAGAGAUCACUGAGAAAAAAAAGCUUAGUCCAUUGAAGAUUGA
Oryctolagus cuniculus (rabbit) is the source of this 8962-nucleotide messenger RNA. It is a transcript of the gene UBE2N, whose product is annotated as ubiquitin conjugating enzyme E2 N. The record is from RefSeq and is a predicted model, not a curated record. Lineage: Eukaryota; Metazoa; Chordata; Mammalia; Lagomorpha; Leporidae.